UUUAAAAAAAGGGGCUUAAGUGGGCUAAGUUCGUUUUUUCAUCGGUAUGGCACGCUGAAAAGGCGCCAUUCUUAAGAAGCGUCCCUCCAUUUUUUUUAAACUCCUAAAUAAUUACUGCUCGACGUCAUAAUGCAGCGCCACAGGGAAUUAUAUAAACAGCAAUCACUUGCUUUCAGCCCACGCAAUUUCGAUGAGCAGAAACGGGAACUCCAGAAUGCGGCGCGUGCAAAACAGCGCGAGGAUCGUUUUCAAAGCAACCGCAUUAUUAGUGUUAGUCCAACUCCCGUCAAGCGUGCGGCACCUAUACCGCCCUCAGAGGAGGCGCAGCCACGCCUUACCUAUGUCGCACCUCCUAAGGAGAAUCGAAAACCAGAGCUGCCUCAGCAGCAGAGGAACUCCACCCGGGACCUUUACAUAAAGCGCUUCGUGGAUUGGAAGGCUGCCAGGAAGGAACAAACAAAGAACGAGCAAAUUGCUCGUCGUGGUCAAAAGAUGUGCACAUAUAAAACCGAAACACUUACACCUGCGACAAACCCCCAGAAAGAGCAGGAGAACGCUCCGGCAUUUGUGCCGCCAAAAAGGCACUCCUUAUAUGUUUUGUCAAAAAAAACUCAGUGUACGCAGACGGCAGCGGAGAGGAAACAGCCUUUGGCAACCCAAUUGCGUACCCAGGGUCAUCCAUCCAGAUUGCGCGCUCAGCCUGCGGCAACCAUGGCAAAGCUGCAACAUGCAACGUCGCGUCCUCAACCGGUCACUGUGAAGACCCAAACAUCAAACAUGAAACAUCAAACAUCAGCAAGGAAUGUCCAGCCAGCCACAGUGAAGCCUGCACCUUCACGUGCAUUGCCCUUGAAGCCUACAGCAGGCCCAAAGCCCAAGGCAGCGGAUUUGGUCGUUGGACCUUCUGCAAAUGGGGUUGUUCAUUUGCCAAAUGUGAGGACGCAACCAUUCGAAAAGCCGGCCGUGAGUAAGCCCACCUUAAAAAUACCAGCAGUGAAACCAAAGCCCAUUCAAGGAGGCGGCGGAGGGGGAGCUGCGGGAAAAUUUAAGUCGACCGCAGUAGCAAAAGGGCCGGCAAUAAAAAACAAGCUUGCCAGCCAAUUGUCGACCAGAAUGAAGGCCAAGAGCAACGUCAGCAAGUACGUAGGUCUUCAAAAGAAUGUUCGAAAUCGGCCGGAGCUGAUGAGAGAGUUGGUUGAGGCUGGGACCACUGAACUCCCACUGCCUCCCAAUACGCCGCUGGAAGAGAAGAUAAGUUUCCCUGCUCUGGCCACAUUCACGCAGUGCAAGACGAACAAUUGCAGUCAAGAAAUGAUAGAAGCCUUGGGUGAGAUUUCAAAUCUGAGUCCAGUGGGUCCAAUGAGCAGCCACCGAGAUUCGAAAGCGAAGCGGAAAUUUGACUUUUCUAGGUACUCUUUGAUAAAAACGGCAGCUGAAGAGAGUUUGAUCUUGGAUCCAUAUCUGGCUAAGGAUCCAGAUGAUAAAGAACAAGAAAAUUCUACUCUGAAGGCAGCUGCGGAGCAAACCCCUCCUCGCAGGAUUUCCGAUGAGAAGCCCAACUACUUAAGUCCAUAUGUGAGCGUCUCGCGCGGUAAAGUCAACUCUCGCUGUGAUCGUGAGAAGCGAAACAGCAUGUAUUUGCCCGGUGAGGAGUAUCCUGUUGCCAAUCGGCGGGCCCUCGAGUCGGUGCUCUACUUUCGCAUACAGCUGGAGAAUGAGAUUCGACGACUGCGAGAUAUGUGCAGCGAGUGGGAAGCCUAUAGCAGGGAGAAUGAGGCGCAUCUGGUUGAGACGGGCGGCAUAGAUAUGAUCAAUGUGGCCAUUGGACAGACAAAUUUGCUCUCUACCAAGAAAUUGAUGCAGUUCAGCGGUCUGAUUGACCGUUGCGAGGCGUGAGCUACGGGCAAGAACCAUCGACCCUACGAUGGCAGCGAGGAGACGAAACUCGAAGCGCUUUGAUAACUUGAAGCGAUGGAAAAAGAACAAUUGGCAGGACCCCGAUGCAGUUGAGGAAUCGAAAAUACCAGCCAAGCCUGUGG
This is a messenger RNA of Drosophila miranda, 2039 nucleotides long. RefSeq names its product guanylate kinase-associated protein mars-like. Bases 130 to 1896 code for a protein of 588 amino acids. The transcript is spliced from 2 exons. Lineage: Eukaryota; Metazoa; Arthropoda; Insecta; Diptera; Drosophilidae. The record is from RefSeq and is a predicted model, not a curated record.